Messenger RNA from Paramormyrops kingsleyae, 3315 nucleotides. RefSeq names its product far upstream element-binding protein 3-like. The record is from RefSeq and is a predicted model, not a curated record. Gene Ontology annotation, molecular function: RNA binding. NCBI's taxonomy places the organism in Eukaryota, Metazoa, Chordata, Actinopteri, Osteoglossiformes, Mormyridae. Gene Ontology annotation, biological process: regulation of DNA-templated transcription.
CUGGGUCGGCGCGUGCUGCUUUUUUUUUGUCUUUUUUUGAGAUACUGGUCUUCGCUGUAGGAAUGAUGAUGAUGGCGGAGCUGGUGCAGGGGCAGGCCUCGGUGGCUCAGUCCGGAAUGAAAGCAGACGGCUUCGCCGACGCUUUACACCGGGCUCGACAGAUUGCUGCAAAAAUGGGCGUUGACCCCCACAUGAAUAGCUCGCCGUCCGCUGUCGACGCUUCCCUCUACAGCUUCGCAAGUCAGAAACGCACCCUAGAGGACGGAGUAGGUAACCAGCUUGGAGGAAUGGUGCAUCAAAGGGCUAUUAUUACAGAAGACUUCAGAGUGCCUGAUAAGAUGGUGGGCUUCAUUAUUGGCAGAGGAGGAGAGCAGAUUACAAAAAUUCAGCUGGAGUCCGGCUGCAAGAUCCAGAUUGCCUCAGACAGCGGCGGCCUGUUGGAGAGGCCCUGUACUCUGACCGGCACCCCGGAGAGCAUCGAGCAGGCCAAGAGGCUGCUGGGUCAGAUCGUGGAGCGCUGUCGCAAUGGACCGUGCUUCCACGGCGAGAUGGAGGGCAACAGCGCCAUCCAGGAGAUCCUCAUCCCAGCCAGCAAAGUGGGCCUGGUCAUUGGCAAGGGUGGAGACACCAUCAAACAGCUGCAGGAAAGGACAGGAGUGAAGAUGAACAUGAUCCAGGAUGGACCCAUGCCGACGGGCGCAGACAAGCCCCUGCGCAUCACGGGGGAUGCGUACAAGGUGCAGCAAGCUCGAGAGUUGGUGCUGGACAUCAUCCGGGAAAAGGACCAGGGAGACUUCCGAUUAGGAAGGAAUGACUUCGCAUCUCGGCUGGGAACAAGCAGCUUGGACGUGUCUGUGCCGAGGUUUGCAGUUGGAAUAGUCAUCGGCAGGAACGGCGAGAUGAUCAAAAAGAUCCAGAACGACGCUGGUGUGAGAAUCCAGUUCAAACCAGAUGACGGCAUCAGCCCGGAACGCGUGGCGCAGGUGAUGGGCCACCCCGAGCGCUGCCAGCACGCACUGCACCUCAUCAACGAGCUGGUCCACACUGCGCAGGAGCGCGACAGCUUCGGGGGUGUGGGGGGCUCCCGAGUAAGGGUCAGAGGUCAUGGGGAGUGGAACAUGGGGGCAUCGGGGGGGCUGCAAGAAGUGACGUACACGAUACCUGCUGACAAGUGCGGCCUUGUGAUCGGCAAAGGGGGAGAGACCAUUAAGAACAUAAACCAGCAGUCUGGGGCCCAUGUGGAGCUGCAGAGGAACCCGGCAGCCAACACCGACCCAAACGUGCGCAUCUUCUCCAUCAGGGGCACCCCUCAGCAAACGGAGCUGGCCCGACAGCUCAUCGAUGAGAAGAUUGGAGGGCCAGGAAUUGGGGGAAGCAGCAGCUUUGGACUGAGCCCCUUCUCUCAAGGGCCAGGUACUCCUCACCAAAAUGGACCUCAGACGUUUAUGACUGGCGGAUGGGGGUCAGCAUACCAGGCGUGGCAGGCACAGGGCCAGCAAGACCCUAGUCACAAUGGAUCCCAGACUGGACAGAUGGAUUAUUCUAAAGCCUGGGAGCAGUAUUACAAAAAGCUAGGCCAGCAGAGCCCUGGUCCCGGCACCAGCCCUGACUACAGUAAGGUGUGGGAGGAGUACUACAAGAAGCAUAGCCAUGCUACAGCCAACGCCCCCCAGCAGAGUUCUACCCCAGACUACAGCGCAGCCUGGGCAGAAUACUACCGACAGCAGGGGGCGUACUAUGGGCAGAGCACCCAGCAGGCAGCCGGACCGGGCCUUCAGGAACAUUAAUGGAUUUCAUUUCACUGAAGAUUUUGGAAUCAUUGAAUGAAAACAAGCUUUUAUAUAAAUGAGGUUUCUAAAUUUGCAAUGCCUUAAGACUUCUUUUUUUCUUUUCUUAGAGCAAAACACUAACUAUAGGAUGACUUCUACAAUCUAAAGAAUGUUUAAAAUGUAUUUUCUGAAUCAGGAACUUGUCAUUGUAACUGAAAACAUGGACACCAGUAUGGUUGAAUGGACAAUAUCCAGGAAUCCUUGUUCAGUCUGAGAUUUUUUAAAGAAAACUAAUAUAUCCUGGAUUUGUAACAUUUCAGCAACAAUAUUCUUUCUUUGCAAUAAAUUGUUAUGGGCUUAGCAGUCUUGAUUAAUGUUGUGUUCAUCAAGAGAAAUUUUUGAAGUAUGUUUGUGCUCUACUUAUUUUCACUUUUAUAUGAGACUUUUUGAUUCUGUGAGAUGAAACUGUUUUGUUACAUUAAUGGUAUUUCUUUUGUUACAGAACAUCAAGAAACGGUGUUUAGCCAAUUGCAGUCAAUUCGUAAUAUAAUUGUUGUUUUCCUUGGUAUUUCCGUGUUUGACAUUUUUCUACUCAGAUUUUUGUAAGGUGCAAUAUCUUAUUUCAUUUUUAACAGAUGUUUAACUUGUAGCUUGGAAUAAAUUGUAUUGUUUGUUGGAUAUCUGGAAUUGUAAUCAUGAGUAUAUGUUUUAUUGCAAUCAUCUGAUAUGGGUGAAAGUGGUGUUACAUGGAUUUGCUAUCACAUUAAACUGUGUGUUCUCAAAUACUUGACUAAAUACCUUAUUUUAAAGAUAUGAUUGCAUCAGAAGUUUUAUAUGUUAUAUUCACAGGCAAAAAUGUCCUUGUUAAUGUGCCGUUUUCAUGCUGAAAAUUGUUUGAAAGAUUGUAAAUGUGUGAUUUGAAAUUUGAUGUUGCAUCUAAGGACAAAAUGUAUCUUCGUGCUUUGCACCUUAACCAUUGAAGACUGCUAAGCCUAUAUUUGAUUCUACCUGUGUAAUUAAUACUUUUUGUAAACUAACUAGCUCAGCCAACACCCAAACCAGUACACACUGUGGGCUCAUCCAGAGUCUGAUGCUAAUACCAUUUUAAUUGUUAUUCUGUCUAUUUUGUGUGAUAUUAUACAUAUAUAUAUAUAUAUACAUACAAGCAUACAUUGGUUAGUUACAAAAUGACUCCGGUUUUAAUUGUAUUACCUAAAGAAAAGGGAUAUUAUAAUUUCAGAGUUUAAUUUGUUGCUUUUCCCCUCAUGUACAGUUAACAUGUAUUAAGUGUCAAGAGUAAUUUUUGUUGCAAUGAAUUGGAGUUUUAUUAUCAAUGUUUGAAUAGGUUUAGUACAUUCCAGUUUAAAAUGUUUUUAUUUUGCAAAUAAUUUUAAAUCUGCAUUUACUCUGAUUGCUUUCAUUGGACUGACUAAAUAUACAAUAUAUAGAAAUUUAUAUAUGUUGUAUAUAGAAAAUAUAUAAAUAUAUUCUCUCUAGUUAAUUUUUACUUUUACUUCUCACUCUAAUAAAUUGGCCUCAGAUCUUU